Messenger RNA from Sabethes cyaneus, 792 nucleotides. RefSeq names its product transformer-2 protein homolog beta-like. Gene Ontology annotation, molecular function: RNA binding. Bases 1 to 792 code for a protein of 263 amino acids. Gene Ontology annotation, biological process: positive regulation of mRNA splicing, via spliceosome. NCBI's taxonomy places the organism in Eukaryota, Metazoa, Arthropoda, Insecta, Diptera, Culicidae. The transcript has 3 exons. Gene Ontology annotation, cellular component: spliceosomal complex. The record is from RefSeq and is a predicted model, not a curated record.
AUGCCAUCCCAUCGAAUCGUGCGCGAACUGUCAGUGUCAGUUCAAUCUCGUAGUCGCAGUCGUUCUCUACCACGCAGCUACCGGAAACGGCACAGGACCUCAUGUCACCAUCAUCGUAGCCGUUGCCGCGAACGAAAAAAUCGUUCAAGUUGCCGGCACCGACGUUGCAGCCGAAGUGCCAGCUACCAGAGUAGUUUCAGUCGAACCAGCUUUUCUAGUUCCGGAAGUACAUUACCUCGAAAAACAGCGUUGGAACGAACACGUCCUGUUAAUCCUUCACCAAGUACCUGUUUGGGUGUUUUUGGACUAAGCAUCUAUACCCAAGAAACAGACUUACGUAACAUUUUUGAAAGAUUCGGAACCAUUCACAAAGUUUCAAUUGUAUACGAUGCUAAAACGAAAAGUUCCCGUGGGUUUGGAUUUGUAUACUUUCAGGAUUUGGAGGAGGCUUCUGUCGCAAAAGUACAAUGCAACGGAAUGGUCAUUCACGAAAGAACCAUACGGGUUGAUUACUCUGUAACAGAUAAACCACAUGCUCCGACACCAGGAGUAUACAUGGGUGAUCGAAAUAAUGGAAACAGGUCUAGUCGUCACUCAUACAGUUAUCGAGGAAGAAGUUAUGAUGAGGAUUAUUAUCACGGACGCUCGAGGCGCAGCCGUUCACGAUCUUCUCAUCGCCGGCGAAGUUCGAGACAUAGACGUCACUGUCACCGAGCCGUAACUCGUUCUCGUAGCCGGUCUAUGACUUACACGUCUAGAGAUUCUCGUCAUUCAUCGAUCCGUUCCGGUUGA